AUGAGCCAACCCAAUCCAACAACUGGAGGCCGACCUUUUGUACCUCCAAACACUAUUUCUGUAAACUCAACUUUUAAUGAUUUUACCGUUGAGCAGAAAUAUAAUAACUUAAUUAAAGGCACAGAUCUAUUUACUAGUGCACAAGAAACCGAAAAUCAG
Messenger RNA from Racocetra fulgida, 159 nucleotides. The record is from the annotation of a GenBank genome assembly. Lineage: Eukaryota; Fungi; Glomeromycota; Glomeromycetes; Diversisporales; Gigasporaceae.